Molecule: messenger RNA, 5025 nt
Organism: Pseudophryne corroboree (corroboree frog)
Lineage: Eukaryota; Metazoa; Chordata; Amphibia; Anura; Myobatrachidae
Gene: FOXO3
Product: forkhead box O3
Exons: 3
Coding region: 858-2792 (644 amino acids)
Biological process (GO): regulation of transcription by RNA polymerase II
Cellular component (GO): mitochondrial matrix; nucleus
Molecular function (GO): RNA polymerase II cis-regulatory region sequence-specific DNA binding; DNA-binding transcription factor activity, RNA polymerase II-specific
Source: RefSeq, a predicted model, not a curated record
GUGCUGUUAGGUUGUGUGGACCCUGCGUGUACCUCUCUCAUACUCACUAGUGUUACUGUAGCGGCCUGUGCUUGUCAAUAGGGGAAGUGUGGAAGUCAGCAGUGUCGUGCAGGGUGACAGGCUCCCUCUGCUACAGCAUCCACCCGUACGCUGUCAGCCUGCACCCACCGGAUAACAUCGCCAUCUGGCUCGAUCCCCCACCACUGCGCAGCAGUGUCUCCGGACAGCCGAGCGGAGCUCUAGGCGUUGCUGCCGGCGUACAGAGCCCAGGGAUCAUUGGCAGUUCUGUCUUCUGCACUCCACCAUUGCAACACGGACGGAUCUGAGUGAGGGGUGGGAAAUUGUCAAGAUGGCAGCAGGAGCAGGGAGGCUGUGUGCCUAGUGCGUGGUAACAGCCACACAUGCGGGGUACCUGGAGGCCGGGACACGGCUCAAGUUACAGACCUGUGCUGGACCCGUACUGGCCGCGCCGAUAGAUAAGACUGGUUGGAAGCGAGCGGCCGCGGCGGCUGGGGAGCAGCAGUGCAGGGCUGGGGCUGCUGCUGACAAGUUGUGUGAGUGCGAUAAGGGGGCAUUGAUGCUACACCCUGUGGCUGCGGGACACUACAGCCUGAUAAUCUGCCGUCUCUCUGCAGCCAGAAGGAGCCGUGCGGCGGGGACAUGGAGUCCAUCUAGGGAGCCCGGGUCUUGUACCUGUCAUGAGCAGGGGGAGUGCGCCCGCAUAGCUGCUCCCUGCCUCGCUGGCCGGGUGAUGAUGCUGUGCUGUGCCGCUCACUGAGGAGCCUUCCCGCACGCCGCAACAGCCAGCCCCCCUCUCCCCCAGCCAUCGCCUCCCUCCCGGGGGCAGCACCCACAGCAUGGCAGCCGCUGCGUCCCCCGCCUCCCCGGAGAGGGACGUGGACAUAGACCCGGACUUUGAGCCACAGAGCCGGCCCCGAUCCUGCACAUGGCCCCUACAACGCCUGGACUCCCAGUCCAGUCCCUCGAAGCCUGGCGGCGAGGUCGGGGACACGUCCUCCAUGAUCCCGGAGGAAGAGGACGACGACGAGGAGGUGUCAGCCGCCUCAGGUGCCGCAGCGUGCGACUCGAUAGAGCGAGGGACCCUGCUGCUGGUGAGCGGCGGAGAUGUGGCGUCAAUGACCGUCCUGGCGGCUCCGGUCGGCGGGGUGGAGGCGGCACUGACGCCGAUAGGAGCGGGCUCUGCUAGCGGGGCGGCCGGGCAGCAGAGGAAGUGCUCGUCCCGCAGGAAUGCCUGGGGAAAUAUGUCCUAUGCCGAUCUGAUCACCAGGGCCAUCGACAGCUCCCCGGACAAGAGGCUCACCCUCUCCCAGAUAUACGACUGGAUGGUCCGCUCUGUGCCCUACUUCAAGGACAAGGGCGACAGCAACAGCUCUGCAGGGUGGAAGAAUUCAAUUCGACAUAAUUUGUCUCUGCACAGCAGAUUUAUUCGAGUUCAAAAUGAGGGCACUGGAAAAAGCUCAUGGUGGAUGAUCAAUCCAGAUGGUGGAAAAGGUGGAAAGGCACCCAGAAGACGUGCUGUGUCGAUGGACAACAGCAACAAAUACACCAAGAGCCGGGGUAGAGCAGCAAAGAAAAAAGCAACAAUGCAGGUGGCCCAGGAACCUGCAGAUGAUAGCCCUUCUCAGCUCAAGUGGCCAGGAAGCCCCACAUCACGCAGCAGUGAUGAGUUAGAUACAUGGACAGAUUUUCGUUCUCGUACAAACUCUAAUGCCAGCACGAUAAGUGGUCGUUUAUCUCCAAUUCCGGCUACCACUGAGCUUGAUGAUGUUCAAGAUGACGACUCUCCUAUAUCUCCUAUGCUGUACAGCCCUGGCAGUAUGUCUCCAUCCUUAAGUAAACCAUCCACAGUGGAAUUGCCAAGGAUAACGGAUAUGGCUGGAACAAUGAACUUGAAUGAUGGCCUCACAGAGAAUCUUAUGGAUGAUUUGCUGGAUGACAUUUCCCUCACUCCUUCUCAGCAAUCAUCUCCUAAUGUUGGAAUGCAGAGAAGUUCCAGCUUUACAUAUGGCACUAAGGGCUCAAGCCUCGCCUCUCCAUCCAGUAGCUUCAACAACACUAGUAGCUUCAAUUUUCCUUUGACCUCUUUGCGUCAGUCUCCAAUGCAAACCAUCCAAGAGAACAAGCAAGCAACAUUUUCUUCCUUAAAUCUUUACAGCAACCAGUCUCUGCAGGACCUGCUCGCCACAGACACACUUAGUCACAGUGAUGUGUUAAUGACUCAGUCUGAUCCACUUAUGUCUCAAGCCAGUACUGCAGUCACUGCUCAGAAUUCCCGUAGAAAUAUAAUUUUGAGGAAUGAUCCUAUGAUGUCUUUUGCAGCCCCAUCCAACCAAGGGGGAGGUCUGGUUAAUCAAAACUUGCUACACCACCAGCACCAGUCCCAUAACUCAUUUCUCGGUGGCAGCCGUGCCUUGUCCAACAGCAUAAACAUUGGUUUAAAUGACAGCAACAAUUUGGACUCAUCUAAACACCAGCAACAGUCCUCAGUCACUCAUUCUAUGCAAGCCCUCUCAGACACGCUCUCAGGAUCCUUGUACUCCACAGGCUUGAACCUUCCAGUGCAUGAAAAGUUCCCAACAGAUUUGGACCUGGAAAUUUUUAAUGGGAGCUUAGAAUGCGAUAUGGAAACUAUAAUUCGCAAUGAACUUAUGGAUGCAGAUGGGCUGGAUUUUAACUUUGAUUCGCUCAUCUCUGCUCAAAAUGUUAGCCUAACUGUGGGAAGCUUCACAGGUGCUAAGCAGACAUCAUCACAAAGCUGGGUACCAGGUUGAUGAGAUACAUGGAAGAGCCAGCUUGCCAGGACCAGGGGACUGACAAGAGACCCUUUACAUGAAACCCUUUGCCAAAACUGCUGUCAGUGAGCGGACAGUGAUACUGUUUACAGCUUAUGACCUUUUCCUGAAACCUGCAUCAAUUUCCUAACCUUGCAGAGACUACGAGAAGAAAUCCUUCAGCUCAAGUAAAGGUCCUUUCAGGAUAUUCCCCCCUCAUGAUCCAGUAUGCAAAGUCUUCUGCACAGGAUGAGACCGUAGACGGAAGAGUACAAUAUGCUCCUUGUGAGCACUGUGUCGUUAUACAGAGGUGUUUGUCAACAAAUUCAUAGUUGGUAUAGCUGCCACGCAUCACUUCCUCUCCCCACCUCCUCUACCAGCUGUAAUCUGCUUAAUCAAGGUGUUCAUUUCUUUUAUGGGGCUGGUGGUCAAUUUGUUGCAACCUUGACUUUGUGAGACUUACACGUUUUCUUAUUUUAUUUUGUACUUUUUUUUUCUCUCUUUUCUUUGUGAUACUAGCAAUGUGUUACAGAAAUACUCUGCUAGAAAUGUAAGCUAACAAUCAAUCUUAUACAAAUAUUGACUGCCUCCUCUGAUAUGCCAAAAGGCACAAUUUUCCAUAGGAGUGACUAUACCCAGUACUUUUAUUUCCGUUUGAAACCUACUUUUAGUUUGUUUUUGUUUUUUAAAGAUGAGGCAAUUCAGGGAUAAAUAUGUUACUGACAUGGUACUACUUCCUGUCACCUUAAUCGGCUGUAUACUGCUGUAAAUAUCCUGAUCAGUGCAGCUGGUUUUUAAUGCUAUGUUUCCAUUAUUUGUAUUUAGUUUUAAGGGUUUAUUUUCAAGCUCUUAUCACCAAACUACCGUAAGUUGUAUAAAAACUGAAAAUGUGUUAAACAUAGCAGUCUAUUGGCAAUGCUGUGUAUGCAUGUGUACCAAAACAACACUGAUUACUGUACACGGGGUGUUUAUACUAAGCAUUGCACUAUAUGGGUCUUCCAUUACUUCACAUGGAACAAUCUGUCAUGCACGUGGGAGCCCUGGACAGCGGAAUGAUCCUGCAUUUACACUGUCCUCUGCUUGCUGAAUAUGUUUCAGGCUACACUUAUCUAGAAAGCACAGAGGUGCUGCAGGGGCCCUUCCAUUAUACACCUCAGCAUGUCUGAUAUUGUCUAUAUGAAUUUUUUUUUGGGGGGGGAGGGUGAUCUGUGAACAAACAUCAAUGGUACAUUAUUACAACUUGAUAUAUAAAGUACAGACGCUAGUGUAUGACUGAGGUAUACCCUCUGUACUUCUUGAUAUUUCUUUUUCCUUGGCAUUAUGAAUAUAAAUAUAUAAAUAUAUUUUGUUAUGUACAGAGAUUAAUCAUUAUGCAUGGGUGUUAGGAAACCGAAGCAAACUAGCAUUUUUUCAGAAAGGUUAAGUGCAUGUGUUCAUAUGACGUGGCAACGAUACCAUUGGAAACAUCAGUCCUUCCCCCUACUACGCACUUAGCCAUCCACAAAUACAGAAUUCUUCCUUCCAGACCUCUACCACCUGCCAUUAUUGCUGAGACUUUUGCACCUGUCCAUUGUUAAUACACUUUUUAGCUGAUAGCACCUGAAAACUGCAUUGAAAACAUAGUGAAUGGUUUUUUACAAGACCAUCUUCUUCAUUGCGUUCAAAAAUGUUAUUGCUGCAUUCACAAUGUUAGAAUGCAGCACAAAGAUGCUAUCCGUACAAUAGAUUGUAUUGGUAGAAGCGCAACACAUGAAAAGUGCAUGUAAAACGCGAUAAAACUGCAUCACUCAAACGCGUGUAAAGUGCUUGUUAGUUUUCAUUGGAUUUCCCAAGUGCAUAUAUGUGAAGGAGCCCUAAAGUUGUGUUGUGGGAGACUUCUGGGAAUCUCUGUCGUAGUCCUCACAUGUUUGUGGUCCUUUGUCAGUCAUUACUAUACUGAAUGUGGUUGUACUAGAAAUUUAGCAUACCUUGUCAUCAUAACUCAGAGUACUGAGCCUUACUUGUUGAAUAUAGCUCACAGUAUUUUCAGGCGAUGGCUAAUAUCAUCCUGCACAUUAACACUAGGCCCUGGACUUAGAUCUUAGACAUGUUGCUCUGUCUACAAAUGAAAAUCCUCACUAUCCUCCCCCUCUCAGAUGCGAUGCUUUGCAUGAUAAUAUCAUGAUAGUCACAUCACUAACUAUGAAUGUCAUAAAGAACCUCUAUUAAAUUCUUUUCUACUGUAUUUACUGAA